Molecule: messenger RNA, 1934 nt
Organism: Bacillus rossius redtenbacheri
Lineage: Eukaryota; Metazoa; Arthropoda; Insecta; Phasmatodea; Bacillidae
Gene: grsm
Product: probable aminopeptidase NPEPL1
Exons: 9
Coding region: 210-1811 (533 amino acids)
Biological process (GO): proteolysis
Cellular component (GO): cytoplasm
Molecular function (GO): metalloaminopeptidase activity; manganese ion binding
Source: RefSeq, a predicted model, not a curated record
AAAAAAAAAGGUAUAUUGCGAGAAAAAAUAUUGCUAUAUGAUCGAAUUUUUUUAUGAUUAAUUUCGUUAAGAUUAGAUUCAAGGAGUUUUAUAUUGCAAUGAAAUAUGUAUCUAGUUUCUAGUGUAUUUAUUUGAAAUCUAAUUACGUAUUUGUUUACAGAUUCAGUCAUAUCGAGAAAUCUGUUUUCGUUGUCAAUAAAACUACAAAUAUGAGCAACGUAAUUUUAGAAUAUUCGAAAACUGUGACAGGUCUUCAGUUAAGGUCGCAGCCGGUAAUUAUCGUUGGACAAAUACGUCACUUAAAGAAAGCAUCUUUUAGUGGGGUUCAACUAAAACUCGAACCGUAUGUCAGCGAGGAGGACUACAUGAAGGCACUGCAGAACGUGCGUCCGUCCGGCACGUACCCCCUCUACCAAGACCUGGCGACGCUGGCGGCCCUGCCGUUCAAGAGCAGUCGCCACAACACGCCGUCCCGGGCCCACGCGGUCACCAAGCAGGUCAAGAACGCCUCCUGCGGCCUCAGCGAGACCGUCGUGCUGGUGUGCGAGCGGCAGGACGCGUACGCCUCGGCGUGCGCCGUGGCCCGGGCCUACCCGCUCUUCACGCGCAAGACGACCGCCAGUGCGGAGCCCGCGAGGGUGCGGGUGGAGUUCGUGCUGGUUCCCGGCGCCGAGCCGCCCGAGGGCCGCGAAGUGGCCAACGGCGGCGCGGAGGGGGCGGAGCCCCUGGGCGACGAGGAGGUGCGGCUGUUCCAGGACGCUGCCGCCGCCGUCCGGCUGGCCGCCCGCCUCGUCGACGCCCCCUGCAGCGAGAUGAACGUCGGCAACUUCGUGGAGGAGGUGCUGCAGGUGAAGAAGGAGCUGGACGUGCAGGCGCUGGUGGUCCGCGGGGAGGAGCUCCGGCAGAAGGGCCUCGGGGGCAUCUACGGCGUCGGCAAGGCCGCGGUGGAGCCGCCCGCCCUGGUGGUGCUGUCGCACCGGCCCGAGGGCGCCACCGAGACCGUGGCCUGGGUCGGCAAGGGCAUCGUGUACGACACGGGCGGCCUCAGCAUCAAGGGGAAGACGACGAUGCCGGGCAUGAAGCGGGACUGCGGGGGCGCGGCGGGCGUGCUGGGGGCCUUCUACCUCGCCGUGAAGGCCGGCUUCACCGAGAACCUGCACGCCGUGUUCUGCCUGGCGGAGAACGCAGUCGGCCCCAACGCCACCCGCCCCGACGACAUACACACCCUGUACUCGGGCAAAACGGUUGAAAUCAACAACACAGAUGCAGAGGGACGGCUUGUUCUUGCGGACGGAGUGGCGUACGCACAGAAAGAUUUGAAGGCAAACAUAAUAUUAGACAUGGCAACACUGACUGGUGCUCAGGGAACGGCGACGGGCAAGUACCACGCGGCCGUGCUGACCAACGACAAGAACUGGGAGGAGGCGGUGGUCCAGGCGGGGAGGGCGUCCGGGGACCUGGUGUUCCCCCUCGUCUACUGCCCGGAGCUGCACUUCACCGAGUUCGCGUCUGCCGUCGCCGACAUGAAGAACUCCGUCGCUGAUCGCAGCAACGCCUUGUCGUCGUGUGCCGGACUGUUCGUCGGCGCACAGCUCUCCUUCGACUUCCCGGGAGCCUGGAUACACAUCGACAUGGCCUCCCCUGCGUACGUGGGGGAGCGGGCGACGGGGUACGGGGUGGCGCUGCUGCCCGCGCUGUUCGGCAAGUUCUCUCGCGACGCCACCCUGCAGCGCCUCGCCCCGCUGGUGGACCAGGACCAGUUCGACGGCAGCAGCACGGCCAAGAGGAUGAGGCGCGGCGUGCAGCUCUAGCAGCACUAGCACGGCCGGUAACCCCCGGGGCGACGCAACAUGCUCGGAGCUCCGAGGACUGUGGCGUUUGUUUACAACACCAGUAAUUUGUUUGUAUUUGGAGCAUUAAAAUAAUUCAAAUUA